AUGGCGGCAGCGUCGGCCAACGGGCAGGAGGUGCCGAACAAGCGGGUGAUCCUGAAGAGCUACGUGACGGGGUUCCCCACGGAGGACGACAUGGAGGUGGUCACCGGCACCGCGCCUCGCCGUGCCGCCGGGGUCGGCGGCCAUGGUGGUCAAGAACCUCUACGUCUCCUGCGACCCGUACAUGCGCGGCCACAUGACUAA
This is a messenger RNA of Miscanthus lutarioriparius, 201 nucleotides long. Lineage: Eukaryota; Viridiplantae; Streptophyta; Magnoliopsida; Poales; Poaceae. The record is from the annotation of a GenBank genome assembly.